Antechinus flavipes (yellow-footed antechinus) is the source of this 228-nucleotide messenger RNA. RefSeq names its product keratin-associated protein 20-2-like. The coding region runs from base 1 to 228 and encodes 75 amino acids. The record is from RefSeq and is a predicted model, not a curated record. The transcript has a single exon. NCBI's taxonomy places the organism in Eukaryota, Metazoa, Chordata, Mammalia, Dasyuromorphia, Dasyuridae.
AUGAGCUACAAGGGCAGCUACUAUGGGGGCUUGGGCUAUGGUUAUGGCUCUGGUUAUGGCUAUGGAUGUGGCAGCUACCGUGGCCUGGGCUACGGCUUUGGAAGCUGUGGCUAUGGAGGACUAGGCUAUGGAGGCCUGGGCUAUGGAGGCUAUGGCUACAGAGGUUAUGGCUAUGGCUGCUGCCGCCCAUCUUGCUGUGGAAGAUAUUCUUCCUUUGGCUUCUACUGA